This is a messenger RNA of Carassius carassius (crucian carp), 1989 nucleotides long. Its product is annotated as histone RNA hairpin-binding protein-like. Gene Ontology annotation, cellular component: histone pre-mRNA 3'end processing complex; cytoplasm. Gene Ontology annotation, molecular function: histone pre-mRNA stem-loop binding; mRNA binding. The transcript has 8 exons. Gene Ontology annotation, biological process: mRNA transport; mRNA 3'-end processing by stem-loop binding and cleavage. The record is from RefSeq and is a predicted model, not a curated record. NCBI's taxonomy places the organism in Eukaryota, Metazoa, Chordata, Actinopteri, Cypriniformes, Cyprinidae. The coding region runs from base 104 to 919 and encodes 271 amino acids.
GUCAUGUGACUUCGAUGUUGACGUACACCGAGGGACAUUGGCGCGGUUUAAUCUAAACCCAGCAGCAGUUUGUGCGUAAGCUUUCUAAUUUUUAUUCGAAACAAUGUCUGCCCAUCAAAAAUACAGAUACGAAAACGAUUGCAAACCUGAUGAAUACAGGAACAAAGGCACUUCAAGAUGGACCCAUUGUAGGAAACGCGGUGCAGAUGGUAAUCUAAGAAAAUCUCACGAGGUUGGAGAGUCUGACAAAUGUUCACAGAGCUCACGCAGACAAGAAAGUUUCACAACCCCAGAGAGUGAGGGACCUGUGUCCAGAGUAAAAAACUGGGGAGAUGAGGUAGAGGCAGAGGAAAUGCGUUCAAAUGUCCAACGUGAUAUGCAUCGAUAUAGAAGAAGGAUUCUUGAAGCAGAUUUUCCUCAAAGAGAUAGAAAAGUCUCCUCUGGAAGUUCUGACUCCAGAGACUCGAAAGAUUCCAAAGAAUCUCCUGCUAAAGGUGACAUCGAGACAGACGAGACCACUCUCAUAAGGAGACAAAAACAGAUUAAUUAUGGGAAAAACACUCUUGCAUAUGAUAGAUACAUUAAAGAAGUUCCCAAGCUUAUGAGACAGCCCGGUGUUCAUCCAAAGACUCCAAACAAAUUCAAGAAGUACAGCCGACGCUCCUGGGACCAGCAAAUUAAACUGUGGCGUGUCAAACUUCACGCGUGGGAUCCACCUGCAGAAGAGGGAAGCGACCUGCAGCAGAUAGAAGAGAUUGACCUUGGUGAAAUAAUGGACUUUGAAUUGGAUGUGGAGUGUUCAGCGGAUACUGAAUCCCAAUGUCCGACAUCCAGUGGAGCAUUGCUGUCUUUGGCAGAGGAUUCAUUUGCAGGAACCCCUAAAAAGAUGAUGAAAAUUGAGGAUGCUGAAAUGUCAUGAGCAACUACACUGAGAUCCAGUCUCUAAUGAGAGAACUCCUGAGCAGCUGAAUUGUUUUAAUACACUGGUCGCCUUACCGUUUUGAGCAUUAUUGUAAAAUUAUUUCAACAGGUUCUGGUAUUUUAUUGGUAGCACAGGUUUUGACAGAUUAUUAAAGAGAAGGUUUUGUCCGUAUCACUGAAUCCAAACUGUUAUUUUCCAUUUUUAUUUUAUUUUUGGGUCUUCAAAAGAAAAUGUAAAUGUGUAAAUUUUGUAAUUGUUGAAUUUUCUAUUGUGGUAAUCAAUUUAGUGCUCAGUGGACAUUCUCUUGUAUUUAUCAGUUUGUUGGAUCUCAGGGAGGGUUCACAACAAAUUUCCAAUGUUAAAAUGUUUUGGGUUUUAAGUGUUCUUUUAGACUUUUUUUUUUUUUUUUUUUUUUUUACUUGUUAACUUGUAUUUUAUUAAGAAAUUUUUGAAAAUAAAUAUUGAUUGGAAUGACCAAAUAGUUGUCAGUUAUUUAAUAUAGAAUGUAUAUAAUUGAAUAUGCUUAGCUUUUAAGACCUUGGUAUGAAGUAAAAUUAAAAGUCAAUUUUUUUGUACAAUCUUUUGGAUUCCAGUCAAAUGGAGCCCUUAAAUGCAACAAAUGUUUGGAAUCACAAGGAAAUACUUAUUUGGUAAUGAAAUUGGUACUUUUACUCUUUAACGUUACAUUGAAGUGCUGUUUUCUCUUCAGUGAUGCAAAUGACUUUCUCAAUAUUUUGUAUCUGGCUUUACAUGGUUAAGAUUGAAACUGAGCUUAUUUGUUAUAGUAUGCAGCAUAAAAGGGUAUACUCCAAUACACCCUUUUUUUCUAAAUGAUUGUUAAUACAUUUCAAGGAAAUAAUACAAAUCUGAAGUGUAUUAUUGUACUUAUUUCUCUGUAUUAUGUACUUAAUAUCAAUUAGCCAGGUUUUUUUUUUUUUUAAAUAAAAGGUUUGGAGAAAUGAGUAUGCCAUUGAUUAAAUUCAACAAAUGUAAUAUUCUAAUUAGUGCUGGGCAAUAAUAAAUCACAAUGAUUCGCAUCCAAAAUAAACACUUUUGUUUAUAUAAAA